Ectocarpus sp. CCAP 1310/34 is the source of this 909-nucleotide messenger RNA. The record is from the annotation of a GenBank genome assembly. Lineage: Eukaryota; Phaeophyceae; Ectocarpales; Ectocarpaceae.
AUGUAUCGAGUACGUGAUGGUCACCACGCCUUCGUGCCAGACCGUUACGUUGUCCAUUACUGUUUCCCAAACACGGAUGGCCGAAGAGUGGACCCAGGGAAGAUUUUCCAAACCCUAAAGCUUGUCGGGGCACAUGCCGUGCCCCCCGGGCUGGUACCGCGGUUGCUGGCGUGGUGUGGACGCGGGGAGGGGCGCUACAAGGAGUGCUGCAAACGCGGAUUGUUGUUAGAAAUCAAGAAACACCUGGUAUUGCUUAUUGAGCUUCGAUCUACUCAUGGCGCAUCGUGGAUUGAGUGCGACAUGAGGGGAAACUUGUUCGACGAGAGUCCGGGGAAGGUUUUGAAAGACAAAGACGUCCAAAUUCACGAGCUUUUCAGCGACAACAAGUACGGGUUCCCCGGCCUUGGCCUCAGUUACGACGAGGUCUCGGAGACAGAUUUUGAUUUGGAUGGUGACGACAAGGCUUUGGUGGAACGUAUCAAGAGUAUCCUGAGGGAUCAGACGAACGUCAGGUGGCCAAUCCUGGCGUGCGUGCUCCCCACCCCCGAGAGCGACGUGAAGCCCCUUGAAGAGAUCAAUAGAUCAUUCGAGGGGUGGUCGACCGUCUUGCGGAGCUGUUGCCGCGACGGCAAGAAACAGCGCAAGGGAUUUGCGACGCGAAAGCUGUGGAUGUUCUUCCUCUGUCCCGUUGACCGGAGCCUCGCCGAGUGCGGCCCUGGAGGGCAAGGCUGCGAGGUGGACUUCGAGGCCACCCCUGGGACAAGACCCGGCGGCGCGUUCUCCACCCUCGUCGAGGAAUCGCUAGACUCGGGCGGCGAGGCCUUGGCGAGCUCCGCCGAGGAGAGACUGGACGGCGGUUGGCCGAAGGGGCCGCUCCAGCACGGGGCACAACAGGUCAAGCAUUUGUAA